CGCGCAUGUUUGUGCGUAACUCAUCAUGUGAUGUAACACAUCGAUUCAAUCGUGAGUGCAGCAGCAGCAGCAGAAGGAGAAGGAGAAGAAGCAUGCUGGAGUAAGCAGCAGAUAUUUGCAUAUUAUGGAUUAGUGUUUAAAUUAGAUAAUUAUAAUAAUUCAUCCGGAGCUGAUUCAGGACCGGAGCUGUCCUGACGGAUGCUGCUGCUGGCGCGUGAAGGGAUGAUGCUGAGCUCGUGCUGCUGAAACCCUCUCUCUCUCUCUCUCUCUCUCUCUCUCUCUCUCUCUUUCUCUCUCUCUCUCUCUCUCUCUCUCCUCUCCUCCUCCUCCUCCUCCUCCUUCACACACACACACACACACGCACAAAACGCUCUGUCAUGGCGUCUUCCAACCAUGUUACCCCCACCAACUGUAGCUGGUGGCCCAUCUCAGCGAUGGAGGAAGACGGCAAAAUCACAGACGGGGAGGAGUGCGAAGAACCGACGGCAGAGCCCAAACCCUUCAAUAAAGACAGGCUGGUUCUGUACCACUGGACGCAGUCUUUCACCUCCCAAAAGGUACGUCUAGUCAUUAACGAGAAAGGUCUGGUCUGCGAGGAGAGGGAUGUAAGCUUGCCGCUGCAGGAGCACAAGGAGCCGUGGUUCAUGAGGCUGAACCUGGGCGAGGAGGUGCCCGUCUUCCUCCACGGCGACAACAUCAUCAGUGACUACAACCAGAUUAUAGAUUACCUGGAGAAAAACUUUGUGGGAGACGCCGUGGCUCAGCUGGUUCCCGAUGCAGACUCGCCUCUCCACGAGCGCGUGCAGCAGUACCGCCAGCUACUGGACGGCCUGCCCAUGGACGCCUACACGCACGGCUGCAUCCUCCAUCCGGAGCUCACCACCGACUCUAUGAUCCCAAAGUACGCCACCGCAGAAAUACGUAGGCACCUGGCCAACGCUGCGACAGAGCUGAUGAAGUUGGACCACGAGGAGCCUCAGCUGACAGAACCGUACCUGUCCAAGCAGAAGAAGCUCAUGGCAAAAAUCUUGGACCACGAUAACGUGAACUACCUGAAGAAAAUUUUGGGGGAGUUAGCCAUGGUUCUAGAUCAAGUGGAGGCUGAGCUGGAAAAAAGAAAACUAGAGUAUCAAGGUCAAAAGUGUGAGUUGUGGCUAUGUGGACCUGAAUUUACGCUAGCUGACGUCUGCCUCGGAGCCUUGUUGCACAGGCUCAAGUUCUUGGGACUUUCUAAGAAAUACUGGGAGGACGGCAGCCGGCCCAACCUGCAGUCCUUUUUUGUGCGCGUGCAAAAACGCUACGCUUUCCGCAAGGUCUUGGGCGACAUCCACACGACCCUCCUGUCGGCGGUCCUACCCAACGCCUUCCGGAUGGUAAAAAAGAAGCCGCCGUCCUUCUUCGGCGCCUCUUUUCUCAUGGGCUCGCUGGGCGGGAUGGGCUACUUUGCCUACUGGUAUUUAAAAAAGAAAUACAUGUAGUGAAUGCCCUCUUGUUGUGUUAAAUGUCUGUGUAUUUGUGUGACGUUUCAACUUUUCUGUAAUGUUUUAUGACUGCAGGAAAAAAAAACAUAAUGAAUCUAUAUAGAGAACACUAUUACUUACCUGGGUGAACAAAGAAUAUUAAAACAUUCCAUCAUAAGAAGUUCUUGACAGCACAUUUUCUGGUAAACAAGGCCUUCAUCCAGUUUAAUUUGUGGCGACUUGCCGCUUCUUGUGCCGGCGAGUCCUUGUUUAACUUUUUUUUUUGUUGGAGGCAUGCACCGGGUCCACUUAUACCGAAAAACCUAAAAAGUAGAAAACCCAGACAACAUGUUAAACACAGUAACACCAACAGGGGUUAACUGACCUUCGCAUGCCACUAUUAUAGUCAUCGCUCAUUACCUGCUCUUCACUCCUGAGGUUUAACCACGACAAAUGCUCUCUGAUAAAGAGCUGCGCUGCCAGAAACUGCCACGUGAAGCGAUGAAAGGAUGGAGGCGAACUUUAAGGGAAUUGUUUGACAUUUUGGGAAGUUUUCUUCCUCGUGUUCUUGCAGAGACUUCGAUGUUUAGAGCAAUAAUUCCCUCAGCUGUGACAAAAUCUGCCUCCCGGCACCUUUAAUGCUCCCUAAUUAACACUUCAUCUACAUUUGUUACCUGAGAUGUGAGACAUCGCGGCUGGUUGGCAGAUUUUGUUGCCUUUGCACCUCUCAUGUAUUAUCUUUAUAUUCAAAUCACAGUGCACAGAAGGCCGUUUAACAAGACUCCCAGCUGUUCUGCAUGCUAAAUAUGAAGUCGGAGGUAGCAGCUGGUUAACAUAGCUUACUGGGAACAGCAGGCGCUCUUAGUUUGCCUCGAGUCUUUCCCAUCUGUUGCAGAAUGCCAAAGAUCUUUCAGCCGGUUUUCCAAGUUGUGACUGUUGUUUUCUAACCCAGAGAUGACGGCGCGUCCUUGCUCUGUUUGUAAAGCACAAGCAAAGUGUUAUUAUUUUGUAUAAAAGUAUCAAAUAUUGGAUAUAUAUAUCACAAUAAAUGCUAAUAUUUUUGGGGGGAUUUUGGUUCACACUAUGCAAAUCGAGCAAGGAGAGAAGAGGUGGAGCUUGGAAAGCGGGUUGAAAAUGUUGGUUUAUUGUGCAGCGAGGUCCAGAGUCAGAUUUCCUGCAUAUUUUCAGGGAACAGCAGAUUUUAGCGCCCUCUGGAGGCCGUUCCCCUCUGCUCUCAGUCUUUAUGCUAAGCUAAAGAAAGAAGCUUCUGACUGUGGCAUCAUCUCCGACAGACAAACAGACAGAGUGGUAUCGAUCUUCUCAUCCGGCUCCUGGCAAAAACAUGAACAAGUGCAUUUCCCAAAAUGUCAAACUACUCCUUUAACUAAAUGUACACACAUUAAAUCACACACAUGCAUCCAAGAGUCUGUUUAUUUAGAGCACCACAGCGCACACAAUCACACACACACACACACACACACACACACACACACACACACACACUCUUUGUCGCUGAGCAGCAGCUGCUCGGACGUUACAAAAAAGUUUUCGGUGUUUGGAAAGUUACACUCGGCUGAACUCGAAGUCGAAUUUGUAAAUUCUGCAUCCUCUGUGUUGCGUUAGGUUUAGGAUGUGUGUGUGUGUCUUUGCAUGGGUUACUUCACUUUGUGAGUGUUUACUCGAGCAUUUCUUUGCGCCCGGAGGCAGAAUUUAUGAUCCAAACCCACAAACGUUCUGCAGCUCAUUGUAACCUUUGAAGCACCUGCACUGAGAGCAAUACUGAGCGAGAUCACCGGAUCUGGUUUUGUUUGUCCCCCCUGACAGAUGCAAGAUUGUUUUUAACAGACAGAUAUUUUUAAUUACACAUCGUCUCUUUUCUUUAUUUCACUGUGCUGAAUCUUUAAUGAGCUCGGAGCUUGAACAAACGAGCUGACUCAUCUGAAAGAUUGAGGGAGAGUAUGACGAGGAGAAAAGAAGAAGCCUCCCACCCUCCUCCACACCUUUCCUCCUUUGCCUCUCCAGCUGUCUCGUUGUUCGUUGAUGCAGUGCACCUUUCAUGCUCCACACUCUGUUCACCCUUAACGGGAGCCUUUCUGCUUCUUCCCCCGGUCAUAACCUCCAGGGUUUUAACAUGUUAUAAUUCUGCAGAUUUAGGUUUGUAAGCUGCUUUUGGUUUUAUGGCUGCUUAUACAGACAUUCUUGCAGUGUUUCUUUCUGUCAUUUCAGAGGAUAACGAAGGUAGUUUAUGAGCUUUUCCCUGUUUUCCUGCUACAGCUCCAAAAGAAAACUCGUCUCUGCAGGUGGUGAUCAGCAGCACGCUGCAGCUGAGGCAGAUUAUAAUGAACCAAAGACGAUAAUCGAUGCUCCUUUAAACAGCAGCGUCUCCUCGCUGAUGAUGAAGCUCGAUUCUCAUUCACAGAGCAGACGAGUAGAAGCUGGGGUUCAUUGUGUUCAGUUUGGUGUCUGAUAACGGAGAUACAGAGCGCAGCCGUAUAGAUCUUACUGUUUGGAAUCAAUCCUUUACGCCUGGAAGACAUUUGCGAUGUGCAUUAAAGGAAACAGGGAGGUUAUUUGUCUUCAGCAGUGAUGCAAAUGGCACAAAAAAAGAGAUGAAGACCUAAAAGUUUACAGACACGAAAUCCCCUUAAUUGUUAUUUAUGUCGACUUCUCGACGCUCAAACAUUCACCUGUUCUGUUACGUCGACAGACGACGCUGAGGGAAAGCGUCACGACCAGCCAAUCAUUGUGAACGCUUCGGUACGUUUUUGAUUAGAGCGAGCACAUCCGUCACUGCGACUCCACCCGCUGCUUCUUCUUCUGACUGACAUCAUGAAACCUAAAGGAGGCUUUGCUUUCAAAACACACACACACACACACACACACACACUCACACUCACACACGCAGAGUCGAGUUCAAGUCGAGAAAAAUCCUAGUUGUGAUUUGUGGCCAUUAUAUUUCACUAUAGUAUUUUUUUAUUUUUUAACUUUUCAUUUUUUAUAUUUUAUAUAUAUGUAUAUAUUUAUGGUGCUUUUUAUGAUGUUUGUUCAUGAGCCUUAAUUUAUUCAGUUGCCAUCAAUGACAAAUAAAUGAUGAAAAUGGAGAAAA
Larimichthys crocea (large yellow croaker) is the source of this 4566-nucleotide messenger RNA. RefSeq names its product ganglioside induced differentiation associated protein 1-like 1 (gene gdap1l1). Lineage: Eukaryota; Metazoa; Chordata; Actinopteri; Sciaenidae. The record is from RefSeq and is a predicted model, not a curated record. The coding region runs from base 378 to 1478 and encodes 366 amino acids. The transcript is spliced from 6 exons.